GCCAACCUUGGACGCCGGCUUUCUGGGCCAUGAGGCACGCGGCGCUGCUGGACCUUCAACGUCAGUGCGGCCCGCCGGUCCUGUUCAAGACCUGGGCAGCGCCCUACCACCGCUGGCUGCUGCACGCUAUGUCCACGGAGAGGAAGUCGCGCCUUCACCUGGCCGGUCCGGAAACGCUCCACCUGUGCCACAUCAUGACGGAGAUGUUCCGAGAAUGGGUGCACGGAGGCGCCGUCAAGCGCGGGCCAGCUUCUUCGCGCUGGAACAACCCUUCCUUAAGUCCCCAUCCGACACCUCGCCGGUCCUCAACUUUGCCGCCCGCAUCGAGUUCCAAGAUGGCAAGCGAAAGCUGGCGACUCAGGAUUAUCAUGGCCGGGAGACGGCGCACCUACAUGGUCUGACCUUUGCACCCUCCCUGGCCAGUCUGCUGUUGGAGCAUCGCCUGCGUGCAACCGUGCCGGAGGAGCCGAGCCAUCCUCUGCAAGGCUACGUGCUCGACGGCCAGGACGACUCGGACAUGGGCGGCACCGUUCGGCCUCUGCAAGCCCCCUGGCCCGGAAUGCUGGAGAAGCCGAAGUUCGUGGAGCUGUACGAGGCCUGCCCCUGGCGCGGCGAUCACAUGAGCCUGCUCGAGUGGCUGCGGAAGACCAAUGCCAACGGGGAGAUCCUCACCUGGAUCAAGAAGGCGCACGCCAAGAGUGGUUCCGAUGAGUCUGGGGAGAAGGUGAUCGCGGCCGAGACCGUUCGGAUCUUCAACGACAAGUUCUUCGGCCAGUGGAUGGCCCUUAACCUGCCCUUCCGCGACAUGGGCGAGCUCCUGGAUGUCGAAGUUAUGGAAAGAGCGGUCACGCACUUUGUGCUUCAUGCCUCCGUCCUGAAGCAAGCCCCCGGCUAUUGGACCGAUGACGCCAAGGUGACGGCAACUCUCCAGUUGGCAGGACACCGCGAUGGCUACAUUGACAAUGCCCUCGCUAUGCUUGCGGCCCAGCGCAGCCUCAUUCAGAAGUACAUGGAGGGCGCCCUGGACAAGAACGUCUCCUUGGACGUCGAUCAGCUCCUGCUUGAGAAGGAGAUCAACGACCGGGUUGACCGGGCGCUCGCUGCUCGCGAUGCCCAGGAUCCAGACGAGGUGGUGCGGCUAACAAAGAAGGCCGCCGAGGCGAACAGCAUCCUGGUCUGCACGGGACCUCCCGGCUGCGGCAAGACCACCGUUGCAGACGUCUGCCUUCGACGAGCGGAGCGCCAUCCGGGAAUCGAUGUGGAUACCUGUCACAGCGCAUUUCUUCUCCAUCGACCUCUGCAGGAAGCCUUGGCGCUUUUGACCGUGUACGACAUGGUGAUCGUGGAUGAGGCCCUGCAGCUCAGCGCGGAGCACUUCGAGCGACUGCAUGAGAUGUGGGACGCCGCCGGGCGCUGCGCUUGCUUGCUGCUCCUGGGCGACCCCUGGCAGCUGCCCAGC
Molecule: messenger RNA, 1459 nt
Organism: Symbiodinium pilosum
Lineage: Eukaryota; Dinophyceae; Suessiales; Symbiodiniaceae
Source: the annotation of a GenBank genome assembly